AUGACGGACACUGAGGUGUCGAAGCGAACACUCGAAGCUGAUGGCGAUGAGGGUGGUGUUUCCAAGAAGCGUUUGGUGACUGACUCUUCGAGCGUUGAAGUCGUUGAAACUCUUUUGGGCAAAUCCCGCGUCACAGAUGAAGAGUUCAAGGUUGUAUUAUCGCACGCAACUCCAGAACAGCGUCUGAGGUUCAUUCAGCGCCAGAUUGGCCACUACUUGUCCAAUGAGAACCUGAGCCGUGACAACUUUUACCACCAAAAGUUUACCGAAGACAGCUCGAAAGCGGGUGUUGAGAAUGUGCUGGAGCUAAAGUACAUUUUGAGCGCCAAAAGGAUGCUAGACAUCAAGGCCACCUCCGAAGAUGUGAAGUCCGCACUGGACGCCAAUCCACUGCCUGGCAUCAGUUUGGAAGAGAUUUCUGGCACACUGUACGUGCGCAAGAACGACGGUCUACCUCGUUUCGAGGGCAGGAAGUUGUUUGAAAAGAAAAAGAAGUUCGGUGAAACGCACGACACCUAUCACGCGGCCGGACCCAUCCUGUUCAUUUCCAACGUUCCCGAGAGCGUUCGUGAAUGGACCCCGGUGAAAGAAGCCCUGCAAAAGGACAAGCAGGUGCGGGUUCGCUUCAUUUCCCCCGUCUCCGACAAUGGGACCUGUUUCGCCUGGGUGAACAAAUCUCCGGAAGUCAUGACGGCUGUGAAGGAGCUUGCGCCGGAAUUGGAAGGAGCUGUAUUACAUGUUUCGCUGGUUGACAGCGAAGAGAGGUACAAGGAGUUCAUUUCUACCCUCAAACCCAGCAUAUUGAGCUCUCGCAACAAGGAACUGCAGCGCAUCCAUUCGGAGAUAAUGUCGUCUCCUUUGGAAAUCAACGGUCUGGUGAUCAGGAACUUCGGGUCUAUCCGCCCUCUGUUGAACGGCGUCCUCGAGUCGUCUGACCACGGUACUGCGAUUGCUGUUGACUCACAGGCCGGAGUGCUGUUGAAAUUCGUUCUGGACUUCCACCCACGUGCCUACGAGAAGCUGUGUAAGAGCCACAGAUCGCUGGUUGGCUUCGAGAUAGCCGUUGGUGCGUUCAAAGAGGGCUCCAAAAAGAAGUGUUUCCUGGUCAUCACCAAGGACAACAACAGCGGCAAGGAGUACAAGGAGGACUUUUCCAUCAGCAAGUGUCUGGAGUGUCUCCGGGUGAUGGCGCACACGAUUCCGAAGACUGAAAAGCGCGAUUUCAUCAAAUCGCUAUCUGUUACAAGCCCAUGA
Babesia bigemina is the source of this 1254-nucleotide messenger RNA. RefSeq lists its product as hypothetical. Bases 1 to 1254 code for a protein of 417 amino acids. The record is from RefSeq and is a predicted model, not a curated record. The transcript has 6 exons. NCBI's taxonomy places the organism in Eukaryota, Apicomplexa, Aconoidasida, Piroplasmida, Babesiidae.